Molecule: messenger RNA, 762 nt
Organism: Colletotrichum spaethianum
Lineage: Eukaryota; Fungi; Ascomycota; Sordariomycetes; Glomerellales; Glomerellaceae
Product: oxidoreductase swnR
Exons: 2
Coding region: 1-762 (253 amino acids)
Source: RefSeq, a predicted model, not a curated record
AUGCGAAUAGCCAUCGCCGGAGCCGGAGGGUUCGCGGCCAUCCUCACUCGUCACAUCACAAAGACGACCAACCCUCUGAUAGUCCUUUCCAGAAAUUCAAGACCAGAUUUGGAGCAACGUUAUGACUGCCAGGUUGCUGUCGUCGACUACGACGACGCUGAGAGCCUUCAAUUCGCCCUCCAAGGCAUCGAUCUCGUCAUCUCAACGAUCCGCGGCCAAGAACAGAUUAACCUAAUCCACGCCGCUCGCCAUGCUCGUGUACGCCUCUUCGUCCCGGCAGAGUUCGAAGGGUCGGUAUCUCACAGACCAUCUGGUGACGACCCUCUCGACUAUGGAUCAUUCGAAGCCAUCGAGCUGCUGAAACGCUGUGCCAGCUCCAAGUCUCGCAAGAUGGACUACACGGUCUUCUCCUGUGGCAUUCUUUACGAACAUUUUGCCCCUGGUGGGUUGGCGGGUUGUGGCAUGGGUGACCGUGCUUGCAUAAGCAGCCCAGGGGCUUACCUUGUCGACGUUGGAAAUGCCACAGCCGACAUUGUUGAGACAAAUGAAUCUGGGCGACCGGUCCAGGUAUGCAUGACUUCCGUAGAAGACGUAGGUCGUUUUGUCGCUGCCGCUAUCGAGCUUGGCCCCGGCAGCUGGCCUCGAGAGUUCAAGAUGCGAGGUGACAGGAUGUCUGUCCGGGACAUCUUUGCCAAGUGCAGCAAUGUCAGAGGAGGUAAAUCGUACUUCCAAUCGAGGGACUUGGUUGAAGCAGUUUCGUGA